ACAGUACUAUUUUUUUAAUGGAAAUUAAUGUGGAUAUGUUUGGCCUAAAUUUUUGAAAGAUACCACCACGCUACAUGUUUUGUUGAUCUAGUCCUGCCUUCACGAGGAAUGGAGCAUAUAACUUAGCAAAGGAAGUUGGGACCACGUUGCCAACUUGCCAUCAACUUCCUGAAAGUUCUUGUUCCUGGAGCAUUUGAUAUUUGACGUUGAUGCUUCACAAUUCUGGAUCCAAUGGAGUACGGACUGGGGAUGAAACCAACCAAACAAAGUUUAACUCGCACACACAACUUCCAAUCACCUCUUUAUACAAUGUAAAAUAGCUUCUGAAUUGUGGAUGGAUUGUUUCAAGUGGUGGGGCAUCAUAACAGUACAAGACAAAGACUGUAGAAAGGUAUUUGAACAGCACCCGAAUGCAGCUAAAAUGACUACAGCAAAGUUUGGAUGGGAGAGCAUCUGGUUCACGGUGACAUGGACAAUUUGGCUUGCCAGGAACGAGAAGAUCUUUAAACAAAAAGAGGUUGACAGGAGAAAGCUACUAGAGAUGGUACAGCUAAGGGCAUUCAACUGGAUCAAAGGUAAAAGGGGAGGCUGCUAUUUUUCACUGUCAGAUUGGAUUCAAUAUCCGGCGGGCUGCUUAAAAUUUAAUUGUGACAGUAAGAGGAAAGAUAAGGGACAAGCAGCUAACUCGGUGAAAUCCCCUGUUUGAAGGUAUUUGAAAAUAUGGAGGGAUCAGGUUUGGAUUAAUUUUGAUCCUUGUAAUGGGUUGGUGUACCUUUGUACCCCAUUAAUUAAUUAAUAAAUAAAGUAUUAUCCUUUUG
Rubroshorea leprosula is the source of this 818-nucleotide messenger RNA. NCBI's taxonomy places the organism in Eukaryota, Viridiplantae, Streptophyta, Magnoliopsida, Malvales, Dipterocarpaceae. The record is from the annotation of a GenBank genome assembly.